CCCCAUGUCUCACCACGAUAAUGGAGUUACAGUGGGACUUGGAAUCCAGAUGUGUGAAGGAUGGAGGGGUUGAAGGUGCAUAGAGGGGUGAUGGGCAAAGGGGUCCAGGAGGUGAUAACCCCAGGUAUUCUUGGCCUUGGCCUUCCCCACCUCUCUGGGACUGGGCCAGUUUGAGCAUCUCAGCUGCCUCUUCUGCCCGCCCCCUCGUUAACCGCACUCAGCUUCCUGCCCCACCAGAGGAAGCGGGGAGAGACAGCAGGUGCAGUGAUGGCUGGCGGAGUCAUGGACAAGGAGUACGUGGGUUUUGCUGCCCUCCCCAACCAGCUGCACCGCAAGUCUGUCAAGAAGGGGUUUGACUUCACACUAAUGGUGGCAGGGGAGUCAGGCCUAGGGAAAUCCACCCUCAUCAACAGCCUCUUCCUCACCAACCUCUAUGAGGAUCGCCAGGUGCCAGAGGCCAGUGCUCGCUUGACACAGACCCUGGCCAUUGAGCGCAGGGGUGUGGAGAUCGAGGAAGGGGGUGUGAAAGUGAAGCUAACCCUUGUGGACACGCCUGGCUUUGGGGACUCAGUGGACUGCUCUGACUGCUGGCUUCCCGUGGUGAAAUUCAUCGAGGAGCAGUUUGAGCAGUACCUUAGGGAUGAGAGUGGCCUAAACCGGAAGAACAUCCAGGACUCCCGCGUCCAUUGCUGCCUCUACUUCAUCUCACCCUUUGGCCGGGGGCUCCGGCCCCUAGAUGUGGCCUUCCUUCGGGCAGUACACGAGAAAGUCAACAUCAUCCCAGUCAUUGGCAAAGCGGAUGCCCUGAUGCCCCAGGAAACCCAGGCUCUCAAGCAGAAGAUCCGGGAUCAGUUGAAGGAGGAGGAGAUCCACAUCUACCAGUUCCCUGAAUGUGACUCUGACGAAGAUGAAGACUUCAAGAGGCAGGAUGCAGAGAUGAAGGAAAGCAUCCCUUUUGCAGUCGUGGGUUCAUGUGAGGUGGUGAGGGAUGGCGGGAACCGACCGGUGAGGGGACGCCGCUACUCCUGGGGGACCGUGGAGGUGGAGAACCCACAUCACUGCGAUUUCCUGAACCUGCGACGGAUGCUGGUGCAGACACACCUGCAGGACCUGAAAGAGGUGACGCACGAUCUGCUCUACGAGGGCUACCGGGCCCGCUGCCUACAGAGCCUGGCCCGGCCUGGGGCUCGCGAUCGAGCCAGCCGCAGUAAGCUUUCCCGCCAGAGCGCCACGGAGAUCCCGCUGCCCAUGCUGCCUCUGGCGGACACCGAGAAGCUGAUCCGCGAGAAAGACGAAGAGGUGAGCAUGCACCUCGCUUCCCCCCGACAGAGGCCCCAGGUCCCUCGCUGGCCUCGCCAGGUCACCACCUGCAAUCUCGCCCUGCACAGCUGCGCCGCAUGCAAGAGAUGCUAGAGAAGAUGCAGGCCCAGAUGCAGCAGAGCCAGGCCCAGGGCGAGCAGUCAGACACCCUUUGAGGCCACGCCCCACCCGGCCUUACCUCGGCUCCGCCUUCAGUCGGCCUCUUGUCCAAUCCCCGCGCCCCACACUGCCCAGCGCCCCCUGGAACCCCGUGGGUGCCGCCCUCGCGCGGGCUAGGGGGAGGUUCUACCAGCCCGGGCCCGUAGCCCCGCCCCGGCGCUGGUCCCGCCCACCCAGACACCACCCACUUCCCGGCCGGAGCCUGCGGCCCAGUCUCCGACCGCCCCACUGUCUUCCGGGGUCCCCCACUCUUCUCCCAGACUGUCUUCAAUAAAAACUGAGCUUCCCGCGG
Molecule: messenger RNA, 1771 nt
Organism: Chlorocebus sabaeus (green monkey)
Lineage: Eukaryota; Metazoa; Chordata; Mammalia; Primates; Cercopithecidae
Gene: SEPTIN1
Product: septin 1
Molecular function (GO): GTP binding
Source: RefSeq, a predicted model, not a curated record